AUGGAGAAGAUUGUUCGACCUGACACAUCUCAUAUGGUAAUGGCACUGAAAGAAAUAUUUGGGACAGACGUUAUAAGUUUAAAACCACGAAUUUUAAAAGAUGGUGUACCUUUAUACGAAGUGCAGUUGGGAAAUAAAAUACAACUGACGAUUCCUGAAUCCUGUCACAAUUCAGGUAUAUGCGAAGACAUUCAAGAUUUUCCGGAAGAAGUAAUAAAUGAAAUAAUAAAUAAAAUGGUAGCCGAUAAGAUAUAUUUCAAUUACGACCAGGAAAGCACGGAAUCGCUUGAUGGACUCAGGGACACAGUAGAACUUUGUGACUCUAGACGAGUGCAUCUUCGGCCCAAAGCAGUGAGAGAUACCGAUGAUCACUGGUAUCUGGUACUUAAUUCUAAUCAUACAACUGUACAGAGAUUUAAAGGAGAACAAUGUCUAGGCGGUUUAAAUGCGGACUGUUCGAAGCUAGCUAAUUUCCAAAAAGGCUUCAAAGGACAAUGUAUUCAGAAAUAUAUGAAAAGGAAUAUGAUGGUGCUUAGUAAAGACUUCAAAAAAGUUUUGAUCAAAGAGUUUCCAGUGCCAAGCUGUUGCUCUUGUGCAGCUGUCAGGGUUCAAUAA
Leptosia nina is the source of this 615-nucleotide messenger RNA. NCBI's taxonomy places the organism in Eukaryota, Metazoa, Arthropoda, Insecta, Lepidoptera, Pieridae. The record is from the annotation of a GenBank genome assembly.